Messenger RNA from Alosa sapidissima (American shad), 2748 nucleotides. RefSeq names its product tyrosine 3-monooxygenase/tryptophan 5-monooxygenase activation protein, eta polypeptide (gene ywhah). Gene Ontology annotation, cellular component: cytoplasm. Lineage: Eukaryota; Metazoa; Chordata; Actinopteri; Clupeiformes; Clupeidae. The transcript has 2 exons. Gene Ontology annotation, biological process: signal transduction. The coding region runs from base 817 to 1557 and encodes 246 amino acids. The record is from RefSeq and is a predicted model, not a curated record.
UUUAUGCGUAAUUUGUGAAACUGGAAAUAUAUCUUAGGCUGAUAAUUAUGCCAUAUAGCCUUACCAAUUAAAAUAUAUUUGCAUGUGGCCUACACCGAAUCAGUGGUAAGGUCAUUUACCCAUUUCUGUGUGUGGUCAGCGGCCAUUGUUGGACAAGCAGCAGCAUCCUUUUGGUCGCGGAUGCAACACAACCGUUGGGGGUGGUGUGUCAGUGAGAGUGCGCUUACAAGCGGUACCCUCCACGCAUGCGCUAUCAGCUGCUGCAACAAGGGAGAAUGCAGCAAGCCGCACUGCGCAGGUGCGUGCCUGCAGCGCAUGCAGCUAUUUUUAGCAAGUGACGUCAUCAUGAAAUAUCAGCCAGCGCUUCAGCGCCCCCCAACCCCCCUCUUUUCAGUCGGAGAUUGACAGUCAGGACGUUUGCAGCAAGAACAGCAGCACCCGACGGUCGACAGCGGAGGCGAGCCUCAGCAGCCAGCCAUCGGGCAGAGAGUGUGUGUGUGUGAGAGAGAGUGAGUCGGGCGAGGCUUGGAGGAGUGGGUUGGACUCGGGAGGGUUGAGUGUGUCACUGCACUUUCUGUACGCCAAGGCUUGGAGCUGUCCUCUGGAUACACUGGCUUGCUGGUUAACCCACACGUGAGUGUCGGGAACAGGGGAAAAACUCGUUCUCCAGCUGCCUGCAUAUUGUCCAGCACAACGUAGCCUUUGGUCAGCGCACAAACGAUUUGAGACCAAAUCAGUGGUCAGUCGUGAAGGAAACGUGAAAAGAACGUUCUAGUAGAGUGUUGAGCAUCCUCGCGCUUGUGCACAUCUCACAGAAUGGCUGACCGGGAGCAGCUGAUUCAGAGAGCCCGCUUGGCUGAGCAGGCAGAGCGCUACGAUGACAUGGCCUCCGCCAUGAAACUGGUGACUGAACUGAGCGAGCCACUCUCCAACGAGGACCGCAACCUGCUGUCGGUGGCCUACAAGAACGUGGUAGGCGCUCGGCGCUCGUCCUGGCGUGUCACCUCCAGCAUCGAGCAGAAGACGGCCACCGACGGCAACGAAAAGAAGCUGGAGCUGGUGCGCGCCUACCGUGAGACCAUCGAGAAGGAGCUGGAGGCCGUGUGUCAGGAUGUCCUCAACCUGCUCGACCAGUUCCUCAUCAAGAGCUGCGACGAGACCCAGAUGGAGAGCAAGGUGUUCUACCUGAAGAUGAAGGGCGACUACUACCGCUACCUGGCCGAGGUGGCCACGGGCGAGAAGCGCUCCGGCGCUGUGGAGUCCUCCGAGGGCGCCUACAAGGAGGCGUUCGAGAUCAGCAAGAGCAUGGCCGCCACGCACCCCAUCCGCCUGGGCCUGGCGCUCAACUUCUCCGUCUUCUACUACGAGAUCCAGAACGCGCCCGAGCAGGCGUGCCAGCUGGCCAAGGAGGCGUUCGACGAGGCCAUCGGCCACCUGGACAAUCUGAACGAGGACUCCUACAAGGACUCCACGCUCAUCAUGCAGCUGCUGCGAGACAACCUGACGCUCUGGACCAGCGACCAGCAGGACAGCGAGACCGGAGACGCCAAUCCCUGAAGGCCAGAGAGAGAGGGAAAGAAAGAAAGGAAGGAAGGGAGGGAGGAAGCGAGAGAGUGAGAAAGAAAGAUGGAAAGAACGAGAGCGAGAACAAGCGUGAUUUUCCUUCCCUUCUUCCCCAUACAUUCAUCAUCCUACCCCACCUGAGAGUGUCCCUCAUCUUGUCCCUCAGUGUCCCUGUCCUUUCUCAAUGCAGUAAGCUGCAUUAGCCAACCUCCUCUUCCUCACCCCCCCCCCCUCCUUGUCAUGCUCUCUUACUCCUCCCCCCCACUCCUGUUACACUUCCUCCUCUGCUCCUCCUCCUGCUCUGUUCUCUUUGUGUGAUGCUCCCCAAAACUCGAUCUCAGUGUUAUUUAUUUACGUUCUCUGCUCCUCUCUCCUUCUUCUUCUACUCCUCUUCCUCCUCCUUCUCCUCCUCCUCUUUCUGCGCUGCUUGGUUUGUCUUUGAUUUUUUAAUGCUGUCCCUGUCUCUCUCACCCUGAUAUACCCCUCUCCAAAUCUGUGCUCUUGUUCAUUUUUCAUGGCUUUCUAGUCUGUGGUCUUUUUUCCCCAAAUCUCUGUGCUGUGUAGCCUUAUCCUGCCACCCAUCCUUUCCUCCUCCUUUCCAAGUGAGCAAGGCGCUCUCUUAACCUAGUGUUCCUGUGAAGACCUUCUCAUGUGUUGGAGCCCUUUCCUAAAAAAUGGGUCCCUCGUAACACAUAAUACAGGCCAAGGUGUUUCCGUAGACCUAAGAUGGCCACGUGCCAAACAAGAAAAAUAAAAUAAAAUCAAGACAACCAUCCCACCAGUGUGUUAAUGUACACCCUUCCCCCCCAAACCCAAAAUUCCAUACCCUCUAAUCCAAUACCCCAUGAUCUUUCUAAUGUGCUGUCUGCUGUCCAUCUCUUUGACCUCUGACCUUUACACUUUGACCCCAUGUGUAUACACUGCUGUCCCUUGUGAAUUGUGUAAGGCACCUGUGCUUAGAGCAGCUGAUCCCCUGAGUCUGAUGUUGUUAUGGGGGAGCCCUCUCAUGCAACACAGUGGUGUAAGAGCAUUUUUGCUUUUGGUUGUAUGGAUUUGGAUGUUUUUGUUUGUUUGUUUCUCUCUUUUUUGGCAUUUGUUUGUUUCUUUUUAUUAAUUUAUUUGUUAUGAUUAUAAUUAUGAUACUGCGAGGUCAUGAAAGAAUGCCAUUAAAGACAUUGCCUACCA